This is a messenger RNA of Sclerotinia sclerotiorum 1980 UF-70, 1923 nucleotides long. RefSeq lists its product as hypothetical. Bases 1 to 1923 code for a protein of 640 amino acids. The transcript has 4 exons. Gene Ontology annotation, molecular function: transmembrane transporter activity. Gene Ontology annotation, biological process: transmembrane transport. NCBI's taxonomy places the organism in Eukaryota, Fungi, Ascomycota, Leotiomycetes, Helotiales, Sclerotiniaceae. The record is from RefSeq and is a predicted model, not a curated record.
AUGCCUGGCAAUAAUUCUAAAAGUUCAAACAGCUCAGAUGUAUCGACAAAUCAGUCCCGGAACAGAAGAAAAAAGCCUAUAGAAGAAGAAUCUAAUGAGGAAACAUCAAUAAACACUUCCAACGAUGGUAGAAAUUCUUAUGGUACUGUGUCGCAAACCACUACACAUGCUCCAAUCAAAUCUGGAGAACAAACACACGGAAAACGGCCUCUACAACGACGGGAAUCUGUCAUAGAAGAAGAAAACAAUGAAGACCUACAAAUCGAGAUUCCAACUACAGAACCAGAAAAGGAGGGUCCUGUAGCUUGGAGUAGUUUACCGCACAAGAGACAGUUGGCUAUUCUUACUUGCGCGAGGUUAUCCGAGCCCCUUGUGCAGACUAGUUUGAGGAGUUAUCUAUUCUACCAAUUAAAAUCUUUUGAUCCCUCACUACCAGAUUCAGUCAUUGCAUCUCAGGCAGGUAUCAUGGCGGGUUCUUUUGCAUUGGCCCAAUUAACUACUGCUAUGUUAUGGGGACGACUUUCUGAUCGUUCAGGUAGGAAGAGGGUUCUAUUGAUAGGUCUAAGUGGUACUGCAUUCUCGUGUUUAGGUUUUGGUUUUGCACAAAACUUCUGGCAAGCGCUGGCAUUUAGAAUGAUCGGUGGUGCACUCAAUGGAAAUGUGGGCGUCAUGAGAACCAUGAUUAGCGAAAUUGUCAAGGAAAAGAAAUACCAGAGCCGUGCUUUCUUGUUAUUACCAAUGUGCGGGAAUAUUGGAACUAUCAUUGGACCAAUCUUGGGUGGCCUUUUAGCUGAUCCAGCAGGAAGUUAUCCAAGUGUAUUCGGAGGUAUCAAAUGGCUAGAAAAGUAUCCAUAUGCACCUCCGAACUUACUUAGUGCCUUUUUCCUUGCCUCAGCCUGUCUUGCGGUUAUAUUUGCCCUUGAGGAAACACAUGAAAUUUAUGCUCAUAAAGAGGAUUGGGGCAUUAAAACUGGCCGUGCUAUCAAGCAUUUCUUCCGUCGCCUCCGCAAGGGAAGUUCUAGUAAAGCUGAAUACACUGCUAUUUCGAGCACUGGUUCGUCGCCUACUGUCGGUGCCACCCCUAUCACACCUAAAUCGCCUAAGCGCGUUGCACCUCGCUAUAAAAAUCGAUUACCAUUCCGUCAAAUUUUCACAUAUAAUGUGGUAUGCACACUGGUAUCUCACGCUUUACUCGCGUUUUCAAUGGGAACUUUUCAGAGCAUUUGGUAUUCAUUCCUUAGCACACCCGCUUACAAUCCCUCGCACCCUUCCAAAUCUCUUCCCGCAGACUACACCCCACACCCACCCCUCAAAUUCACCGGUGGUAUCGGUCUUCCACCUCGCGAUGUUGGUCUUGCCAUGUCCAUUCUAGGCAUGAUCGGUAUAACCAUGCAACUAUUCUUGUAUCCCAUAGUAAACACACGUCUCGGCACCAUCCGCAGCUGGCGCAUCUUUCUCCACGGAUUCCCAAUCGCCUACACCCUCGCCCCAUUCCUCUCACUCAUCCCCUCCCUCUCUCCCCCACCAUCCCAAAAAACCGGCCCUCUAAUCUGGACCUCUCUAACCCUCGUCCUCCUCAUCCAAACCAUCUCCCGUACAUUCGCCGGUCCAGCAACCACAAUCCUAAUCAACAAUUGCUCGCCCCACCCAUCUGUCCUAGGUACGAUCCACGGUAUAGGUCAAACAGCCAGUAGUGCAGCGAGAACGGUAGGACCUGCUCUUGGGGGCUAUCUUUACGGAGUGGGAUUAAGUAGCGGAUAUGUGGGAUUGGUGUUUUGGGUUUUGGCUGGUAUGGCGGGGGUGACGUGUUUGGCGAGUACGUUUGUGAGGGAGGGGGAUGGGCAUGAGAUUUGGUUGGAGGGGGAUGAGGAGGCGGAGGAGGAGGCGAGGGUUAGGAAUAGGGAGUUGGGGUAUAAUGUUUAA